AUGUCCUACAACCAAACGCAGAUGAUGGGCCCGCCGCACCCGUACGCCCAGCCGAUGAGGGCCCCACAGCACCCGUACGCCCCGCCGGUUAUGGGCACGAGUGCACCGAUAGGACACCAGCCCCACAUGGAUACCACACAAAUGAUGUAUCCAAUGUCCCUAUAUCAAAUGCCGAUGAUGUAUCCUCAGACAUCAAUGGAUUCCCGGAUGCCACAGCAGAUUGUACAUCAUGUAUGCCCAUCCGAUGAUGUACCCGAUGGGCCACCAGCCAGCCAUGGGCCCGUACGCCCCGAUGCGCCAUGCCACCUGCUUGCGGAGGAGGCGGUGGAGGCGGUGGAUAUGAAGCCGCUCAUCGCGGAUCGGGACCCCACAGUGCCUCCCGUGGCGGAGCCCGAGCUGGCUGUGACCGCAGCCGAUGCGGUGGAGGCGGAGGCCGUGCCCGCAGCCCGGCGUGGAGGCGGAUGCGGAAGGGGUCGAGAAUAUCGACCCGGAGGCCCUAAUGAAAGGGUGGGACGACUUCUUUGGGUCGGCCACCUCUGCACCUCCCCCGGCACCCCGACCUCCUCGAAGACGGGUGGCCCGAAAAAAUGCAGUGAUGGAAAUUUGAUCCAUGAUCGACGAGAUCAAGCGAAUGCCGUUAGAAGAUUGGGGGCUAAAAAGCUUGCACGAAGCACUAAGAGAACACCAAAAAAAUACUGUGGAGCGUAUCGCGCAGAAGGGUCCCACUAUACAUCCGCACACAAAGAGGAGUUGGGAUUCAGGUUCAAGGUCUACCCGAGGCUGAACGAUGCAAUGAAGAAGGGAGGCCCAGGAGCCCGCAUGAUCCGCGAUGCCAUCGAUUACUACGGGAUCAAU
This is a messenger RNA of Mesorhabditis spiculigera, 855 nucleotides long. The record is from the annotation of a GenBank genome assembly. NCBI's taxonomy places the organism in Eukaryota, Metazoa, Nematoda, Chromadorea, Rhabditida, Rhabditidae.